Messenger RNA from Zophobas morio, 1751 nucleotides. Its product is annotated as zinc finger Y-chromosomal protein-like. The transcript has 2 exons. The record is from RefSeq and is a predicted model, not a curated record. Gene Ontology annotation, molecular function: RNA polymerase II transcription regulatory region sequence-specific DNA binding; DNA-binding transcription factor activity, RNA polymerase II-specific. The coding region runs from base 436 to 1620 and encodes 394 amino acids. Lineage: Eukaryota; Metazoa; Arthropoda; Insecta; Coleoptera; Tenebrionidae. Gene Ontology annotation, biological process: regulation of transcription by RNA polymerase II.
UAUUUAUUCUAUUUAUUUGUUCGAACGCGCAUUUUCUAUUCAGUAAAAAUAAUAAAUCACAGUUACAAUAUUAAAUACCAAACAUCUAAAAUGUCAAAUUUGACGCACAAUGUUGACAUGGUGGUAAAUUUUAUUUAGUAACAAGGUUUGCCACUACAGUUUCAAGCCAAAAUUCAAGGUCAUGUCCUUACCCAACGGUCGAUUACGUGUAUUUCUUAUGGGGCUUUCAAAAGCUGUCCUUACUGUAUGGUAUUCUGUGGCACUGCUAAGUCACGCACAAAUGGGUAUUGUGUAACGUCUACUAAUAAUAUAAGGUCUUUUAAUAUGACAGUUUACUGCAUUGUUUACUGUUUUGGACUAAUGAUUUGAGGUUUGAGGUUAUGUUGCACUAGUGGAUUUAAUUUGUGAUUGUGCUGUUAUGUGCGUCCAAGUUGCAUGUGUUCCGCGAAAUUUUGGGCAACUUCAAUGUUAACUUUAGAAAUACACAACUGUAAACUAUGCCCCUACUUUACAACAUCAUUUUUUCUUAUGACGGACCAUGUGAAGCGACACCGUUCAUCUCUGGAAGACUUUGCGUGUGAAAACGCCAAAAUUGAAGUGUAUUACUGUAAAGACUGCGAUUUUAAAACAGAACUAUCGCUUUUGUUCAAACAACACAUUAAUAAAUAUCAUGGCUUUAACCUGAAGAGAGAAUGUGGAGAGGAUUUAUCAAGUGAGGAUUUCCACAUACAAAUCUACGUUUGUAAAAAGUGCAACUUUGAAACAAAUUUCUCCUUAAAGUGGCUUCAGCAUACUUCAGCAUGCGCGAGAAAUAAGGAAAAUCUUCAAAUUGUUAAUUCUCUGAAACAAAAUGUCACAUACAGUUUCGAUUUUGAGCAAACUGACGGAACACGUUGGUAUUACUGUGUUAAAUGUUCUUACAAAGCUAAACUCCAACAUAAUUUAAGGCGACAUGUAAGAAACCACACUUUGAACAAGCGGUAUGCAUGUGACAAGUGUCCGUUUAAAAGUAAACAUAAAACAGAUCUAAGAAAGCACAUAAAUCUACUUCACUUAGAUGAACAAAAUAUUGAAUGGCACAAGUGCCAAAAAUGUUCAUUCAAGACCAAAACAAACACUAAUUUAAAAAAGCACAUAAACAACUUACACUUGAACAAAGAAGACGUUAAAUGGUAUGACUGCAACGAAUGUUCUUUCAAAACUAAGCAUAAAAGAUCCUUAAACGUACACGUAGCUGCACAGCAUCUAGACGAAGAAAAAAUUAAGUGGUACAAAUGUGAAAGUUGCGCAUACAAAACUAAACAUGCGUCGAAUUUAAAAAAUCAUGUGAAUUUUCGACAUUUGGACGACGAAGACGUUAAGUGGUAUGAAUGUGAACAGUGUUCAUUCAAAACUAAACAUGCAUCGAAUUUAAAAAGUCAUGUAAAUUAUCGACAUUUGGGCGAAGGAGAAGUUAAGUGGUAUAAAUGUGCAAAUUGUUCAUACAAAAGUAAAACGAAAACUCAGUUAACAAGGCAUGUAAAGGUCCAUUUGGAAAUCAAAGCGUAUCAGUGCGAUUAUUGUCCAUAUAAAACGAAAAACAAUAGUGGUUUAAAGUCACAUAUAAAUAACCACCAUUAGGAUUAAAUUGAAGCUAAAUGGUACAAAUGUGAACACUGUCCUUACAAAAGUAAAAAUGGACCAUCUUCGAUUUAGUUGAAUUUAGUUGGGUGUGGUAGUGUUAAUUUGUGUAUAAGUAUAAUUUUUGUUAA